Ipomoea nil (Japanese morning glory) is the source of this 1230-nucleotide messenger RNA. Its product is annotated as F-box/FBD/LRR-repeat protein At1g13570-like. Bases 41 to 1069 code for a protein of 342 amino acids. The record is from RefSeq and is a predicted model, not a curated record. NCBI's taxonomy places the organism in Eukaryota, Viridiplantae, Streptophyta, Magnoliopsida, Solanales, Convolvulaceae. The transcript has 5 exons.
GACGUGGAGUCUUGGAAGACAUUAUUAGGCUUACCAAGCUAUGCUCCGUCGAAGAUCCGACCGUCUCCGUCUCCGUUCAGAUGUACACAUGUCACAGUACCCAAACAUUGAUCCAUGGAUACUAUAUUUGUCAAGAAAUGGAUUGAGGGAACUCACUCUGAAGAAUUCCAGUCGUGAUCUCUAUGCACUUCCCUCUUAUGUAUUCUUGUGUCAACAACUUACGUAUCUGAAUCUGUCUAACUGUAUCUUCAAACAACCAUGUGGUACUAUAAGAAGCUUUCAAAAUCUUAAGGUGCUUAUUUUGACUAAAGUUGCUUUCAAGCCAGAGGUUUCUGCUUCUGUCUUUGCUGCAUCAAAGCUUGAACGUUUGAUCUUAGAAAAGUGCAGUGGUAUGGAUCACUUGGACUUUGAUGGCUGUUUACCAUCACUUCGCGCCUUGGUACUUUACAAGAAUCACGGGAUUAAACUGAGUUGUUUUAUGAACUGCAAAAGUAUUGUAUAUGCAUGUCUUGUAUUGCCAGUGGAAGUUAAAUCUUUUGGCACUGGUGAAAGGAUAAAUUUAGCAAGCUUGUUUGAACACUGGCCUCUAAUUUCAAACCUUUUUGUGGAUGGAUACCAUCUCAAGCUUUUGGCUGCAGACUCUAUUACGAGUGCACUUCCAGUUAAAAUCAACUAUUUGAGGGAUCUUACACUAUUUCAAAUUAACUUUACCGAUCUGGUACAAGUCUCCAACACCCUUUGCUUGCUUCACAGCUCUCCUAGGGUGCAUAGCCUUCAAAUUAUGAUGGACGUUCCGACGGUGACUGCUGACAACAACCUCGUUUUACAGUAUUUGCAAGAACAUAGCUGCAUGAGCAAGGAGAUUAACAGUUUGCGGGCUUUGAAGAUGAAAAAUUUCCAGGGGUCAAGAGCUGAAAUGCUUUUUGUAAAGCUAAUACUUGCUUUCUGCCCAGCCUUAGAAAGGGUUAGUUUUGUGGACAAGAAAGUAGAGGCAUCAGAGGUCUCUAAUAUUUUGAAAGAGUUAGUAAUAUUCACUCGAGCUUCUAGAAAAGCACAAAUCAUAUUCUGAACUUGUGACUAAAAUUAUGUGGUUCUUCAAGGAAAGCACAAAUCAUAUUCUGAACUUGUGACUAAAAUUAUGUGGUUAAAAUUUUCAAUUUCGCAGUUUGAAAUUAUGUUGGAUUAGUUCCAAAUAGGUAUCAUCUCAUGUAUUAAGUUCCUUAUUUUCUU